CACUGAUAGACUUUCCUUCAUUCAUUAACUGAGAAGAAGAGUCGGUGAGCGUAACAAGUUUACUAGGUGUUUACCAUGUUACGGAAAAGAACACUUACUCAGGACACCAGCAGUGGAAACGUUAAGCUUGGUGCCAAAAAGGUGCCAGAGUCCGGAGUGAGCUCCCCUCCCGAGUCUAAAAGGACCUUCUGCUCCAGAGCCUGUGAUGUGGGAAAAGUGAUCCUCCUCAUCAUCAUCAUCCCCCCUUUCCUGAACUACGCCUCUUUGCAACGAGAGGGAGCUCUGCUGUUUCCCGAAGGGGGACUGGCGGUGGACAUCGGUUUAGGCCAGAAGAUUAAUCUAGUGUGUAAAGGUGAAGGGCAGCCAGUCGUUCUCUUGGAUGCCCCUACUGGGAUGUCAUCAGACGCCUGGUUCCACGUCCAGGAAGACGUUUCACGGGUGACGAAGGUGUGCAGUUAUGACAGGGUGGGCCUCGGGUUCAGCAAGCGCGCCUUUCAGAACGAGACCACCGGCAUGGAGAGGAUGUGGAGAGUCUCUACAACUGGAAGGAUGGUGGAUGACUUGCACCGCCUGAUCAGAGCUGCUAAUAUUGCCACGCCCCUCAUUCUGGCGGGGUCCGAGUUGGGCGGCCUCAACGGGCGAUUCUACAGCCACAUCCACAAUUUAGAUGUGUCAGACCUCGUCCUUAUCGACCCAAUCCCUGAAGAUGUAUUUGAGGAGGACCAGUGGCGUCAAUACUGGUACACGCAGUUAGUUCCAUCCCUUCAGGCAGUGCAGUUCUCCGCGGCUACCGGCCUCAACCGCAUGUUCAUCAUUUUGGGAUGGAUGCAGCCGGCAAUAAGAGGAGAAAACGUGUCCGAGGAUUUAAUACAGAGGCAGAAAUACUGCCUCAGUAACCCUUCUCAUCAGAGCAGCGCUGUUGAUGAACACUUCUUCCUGAAUGAGAGCGUCUCACAGGUCAGGGAACUUUCUAGAUUCAAACCCCUGUCAAGCAUGACCUCGGUCAGCGUAAUAACUGGGGAUUAUUUUGACGAGCAGCUGCCUGCACACCUCAACAAAGUUGUAGCUGAGUGUCAAAAGAGGUUUUUGGAGCAGUCUUACCCCUCAGCGAAGCGCAUUCAUGUCCCUGGGGCGGACCGUACAAUGAUUUAUAAAAAGCACUCCGCAGUUAGCAAACAUUUGUUGAAGAUAAUAGAACAGAGACAAUCUAAACAACGGAGUCAGUAACCAACUGCUGGAAAUCUUAACAGUUUCAAAAACAAAUGGAACCAACAAGUGGUGGUUGAAUGUUUUCACUUCUUGGUCAACGAUAGCAUUUUUUUUUUUAAGCAAAAUAUUAGAUUUUCUAAAAAUGAUUGGGAAUAUUGUCAGAUGGUAAAGUUGAUAAAAAUCCAGUAGGAAUAAGAUUGUGUUUCUUUGUUUGUAAUUACAUGUUUUCACUCAUCCUAGUGUUAUUUUAUACAAAUAACCGUCGUUAUCUCAGGCUGUUAAAAACAAUAUUGAUUAUUGAAAUUUCAGUUCAUCGGCAUCUUGGAAUGAUUAUCUUCUUUCAGUUCAACCGCACGUUGGAGCAAAGUGUUUGCCUUUGUUUUCUGUUUGGCUGUUUUCACAGGUUAAUAAUUGUUAAGCGAUGAGGAGGCAAAAUGAAGACAAGUCUCAACGCUGAGUUAUCCUGAGGACUGAAGUUUAAUUAUGACACCACAUCAAAAUAAAAAUUUCCAACAGUUCUGGAAUUUUAUUCCAUCCAUAUACAUGCAUAGCAACAACAUUUUUUUAAGAAAUAUUUUUUUUCUCCCAUAAUUAGGACGCUGGAAUGAUCGUGUUACCCCAGUGCUCCCCAGAUCCCCACCCACCAAUCUUGUUCUUCAACAUCAAUAAACUUAAUUCUUUUACAAUAUUUUUUUCCAUGGGAUACAAAUAAAAUCUGACAAGUCGUCCUUUUAUAAUACUGCUUUCAGUAAUGUUUCCUCUUUUACAAAGUAUUGCGUUGAGAGCAAAGUUUUAUAAAGGGAGACCAAAGUGUAUCAGCAAACAGAAAUACAAGUACUAUACAAGAAUGCUGCCCAUCCUCAUAAAAACAUCCAUUUCUGAGUUGAAGAAAAGAGACAAGGACAUACAGCUACAUACAUAUGCAAAGCCAAGUGCAUAUACCGCAAUAUAACAUGCACGAUUAGGCUUGAUUUUUUUUCCCACAACAGUAAUCCAGGGUGAAAAAGUGGGCUGAGAAUCCAAUCUGCACGUUACAUUUAGGUAUAUACCAAAACCCUUACAGCAAAUAAGAAUACACAAGUGCUUUUGUAGCUAUUCUGUGUCUAAAAUGCAUUUCCUUUGUAGCCUGUGUCUAUUGUAUCAUUGAACCUACAUUACAGUGUAAACAAUGUGUUCUACACAAGAAUGACUAUACAAUAACAUUACAAACAACUCUGAUAUAAAUUUCAUUUUAAUUUAAAUUAAGAUCACUACUCCUAUUAAUACUGAUUGUAAAAUAAAUAAAUGUGAAAGUG
This is a messenger RNA of Scleropages formosus (Asian bonytongue), 2504 nucleotides long. RefSeq lists its product as uncharacterized. The transcript has 11 exons. Bases 76 to 1227 code for a protein of 383 amino acids. The record is from RefSeq and is a predicted model, not a curated record. NCBI's taxonomy places the organism in Eukaryota, Metazoa, Chordata, Actinopteri, Osteoglossiformes, Osteoglossidae.